AUGGCCAGGCAUCGCAGACGCCGGGCUGGACUUCGAAAUUUUCGUGAAUCACCGGUUCAGGUAAGGGGUGCAUACUUGCGGGCAAUCUUGCCUACACAAUCCUUUGACUUCCACAUUUGUUACGAAGCAGCCAAUUGGGAACAAGGGUCUCCUCCAACCGAUUCAACCACUUGCCCGUACAAAUAUCUGAGGGAGAAUAUCCCAAAGAUCAGCACAAUCAAUCACCGAAUAAACGGCAAAUAUGUUUAUCAUCAGUAACGCUCCUCUCUUUACAAUAUGGCCGAAUGAGUGGCCGCAAGCUCAACAUAAUAUAUUCAAAUCCUCUAGCAAUUGUGGCCAACCGCUCGCAGUGCUGCUUCUUCCACCAAAUGUCCUCAUUUCCCCCAUUUCCAUUCUCUCUCGACCGUUGCGGCGGAAUGCCAAGACUCUCAAUCUCGUAGUGUCAGGACGCGGGUUGGGGUCAAAUGUCGUUAUUGCGGCCGUGGAUUCACAGCAUACUACUGCAUUCAUUGCGAGAUGUAACAUAUUUUCUUAUCACAACUAACAAUGAACUUUUAAGGAAAGGAAUUACCAAUUGCUAUUGGAUUCAGAAUUUGAUUCAUUCGGGCUGGAUUUGGAAUGGGGCCUGGGUCUCCGGUUGGCCCAGACCGGGGGCCGGAAAGGGUCUGCCGGCCCAGCCCGAUUGCCACCGCUAG
Bursaphelenchus xylophilus (pine wood nematode) is the source of this 695-nucleotide messenger RNA. The record is from the annotation of a GenBank genome assembly. Lineage: Eukaryota; Metazoa; Nematoda; Chromadorea; Rhabditida; Aphelenchoididae.